AUGGCCGCCAACAACACCAAGCCACUCCAGAACGCACAGAAAGCGCCUAAUUACGACUUUGCGUACGCGGCGUACCUUGUUGCAAUAAGCAGGAUCAAGCUUCCACCGAGUUUCUACACCAGUCGCGACCCCAACGCUCUGCGUCGGCUGGCCGAACAGGUUGCCCCGGGCGCGCUUGAUCGCGCCGCAAAUGCACCCAUGGAUGAUACUCUUCGAGAAACCGCGAACGCGUGCUUGAGAGUACUCUUCGCCUGCAGGCCGGGACCUAAUGGGUCGUACACGUUCGGAGGACAUGUCGUGGACUUCCACGACCCGGCGUUCUUUGUCAAGCGCGGCUUUCCCGUCGGACCCAGCGACGUCAAGCAAGUAUUGGAUUUGUGGCAAAGGCCAGAGAUUCAAAGCAGCAGCUCUUCCGCCGUUCACCAGCCACUACAACGCACCGCUUCGGCCCAAGCUGCCCCCACGGUCCACACCACCCCCACACCGCGACCAUCGCCACAAAAUACCAUCUCCCUCGAGGAACAUCCCACGCCGUCCCACAAUUUCCCAGCUACCCAAGCUUCUCAGAAGACCAUCAAUCAUCCCCGAGAUGAUGAUGCCGACGAAGAACGACCCGCGAAGCGCGCUAGGCACCAGGCGCCUGAUGCUGUUGUUGCACCCUCCCCCAACCCCAGGCGCCCUCAAGCCCACUCCGCCACCAAGCCCCGCACGCCUCCUGUGAAGCCACGUCGCGCGCACCCGCCACAAAGACCCAUCCCAUCCCAACCUCCCCACCACGCGAACCCGAACAACAACGCCGGUAUGAUGCCUGCUCACGCCGGCCCUGCCCCCUACCCGAGCCCACCUCAGGCCGACCUUCCCCCACAUGGGCCAUUCUUCGAUCCAAGGUGCCCCGAUCAUGUGUACUUCGUACAUCCACAGGACGGCCGUAGACACUGGGUUCCGCGCAAUGCUCUCCCGCCCGCCCAACGACACAUCCCCCACCCUUCGCAAGCCGGCGGACCAUCUGUACAGCGCCCCGCCGUCGUGAACAGACUCGCCGCUGGCCCUCGCGCGCAGCUGCCCACUCCUCCCCUCACCGUCUCUCCUGCCGAAUCCUACACCGCCAACCCCCAACCACCCAUCACCAGCGUCAGCAACAGCAACGCCGCGCCCACGCCCACAGCCCCGCCCCGCCUCAUCCCCUGCCGCUGGGGCUUCUGCACGCAUACCUUUUCCACCGACCAGACGCCUGCAAGCAUCGGCAUGCACCUCAAGACCGUCCACAGCAUCCAUCCCGAGGAAGUUCCUCCCGACGUACGGCGGAAACGCGGGAGGCAAGCGGCGGACGGCAAGCAAUACAUCUGCCACUGGAUCACGAAAGAUGGGCACGAGUGCCGCAAUCCGUUGGGUAAAGAUGGGCCGGAUGUCGGCCCCAUCGCGAGGCAUGUGCGUGGGCAGCAUCUUGAGAAGGACACGCGCGAAGAGCUCGUCCCCAAGGUGCAAAGUGACCAUCGUAGAGGCCAGCCAACAGCGACGGCUGGAGAUUCGGGACGUGGCAUGUCAGCAACGCACUACUCGCCAACUUGCCACGAUUCCGCGCACCUCGUCGCUCGCAUGCUCCUCGCCGAAUUUGUCCUUGCCUCAACGUACGCGCAGCUCGGACCCCGUCUUGCUUCCAUCUGGAAAACCUGUCUUGCUCCGCCGCGGAGAGUCCGUCUUGCUUUCCCUGGAGCGCUUGUCUUGAAUCACUCUGGGGUGCCUCGCCGAACACCACUGCAAGGCCUAGAAUCAGCUGGUCUACGAUGGUCAGCUCACGAUCGCCGCGACGGUGCUCAUCGGAGCGAGGGGCACCUACGCUUCGUCUUCGCCGGCAUCGGUAUGCAGGCCGCAGGGAUUCAUUCCGCAAGACGGGCAGGGUGA
Schizophyllum commune H4-8 is the source of this 1902-nucleotide messenger RNA. RefSeq lists its product as uncharacterized. NCBI's taxonomy places the organism in Eukaryota, Fungi, Basidiomycota, Agaricomycetes, Agaricales, Schizophyllaceae. The coding region runs from base 1 to 1902 and encodes 633 amino acids. The record is from RefSeq and is a predicted model, not a curated record. The transcript has 6 exons.